This is a messenger RNA of Acanthisitta chloris (rifleman), 945 nucleotides long. RefSeq names its product XIAP-associated factor 1-like. The transcript has 6 exons. Gene Ontology annotation, biological process: apoptotic process. Lineage: Eukaryota; Metazoa; Chordata; Aves; Passeriformes; Acanthisittidae. The annotation marks the transcript as partial. The record is from RefSeq and is a predicted model, not a curated record.
AUGACAGAAGAGAGCAAGUUCUGCAAAAAUUGUAAACAAAAUGUGCCUGCUGGCAACUUCUCUCUCCAUGAGGCUCACUGCAUGCGGUUCCUCACUGUCUGUCCAGAGUGUGAUGAACCAGUUGCUCAAAAGGAUAUGGAAGACCAUCAGACAGAAGCACACAAGCAGAUCAGAUGUAGUCUUUGCCAUCAAAGCAUGCAGCAAUACCAGUUGGAGCAUCAUGAGAACAAGGAGUGUCAAAAACGAGCAAUGAAAUGCAGCAUCUGUGAUCUUGAAAUGCCCUUCAACAAGCUACAGGAGCACCUGGACACCUGUGCCAGCCGAACAGAGAGGUGUCAGGAGUGUAACAAGUACAUCAUGUACAAAGACCAGAACAAACACAAAGAGAUUUGUCCCAACAGUGGUCUGUCCUGCCAUGAGGAUGUGGACUUUCAAACCAGUGCAGCAUCCACUAAUGCAACAUUUAUUCACCCCACUGGUACUGGUGGCAAUCUUUGUUCGAAGUGCAGUAAGUCAUUCCCAGAUUUCCAGUACUCCCAACAUCUGGAUAAAUGCAGUGCAGCCCAUAAGCUGACUAAAGUUAUAGCUGGACAGUCAACUUCAAACCAGAUCAGGGAUCCACCACAGUCUUCUUCCUUCCUGGCUUCCUCUUCCUCUUCUGAGAAUGCAAUGGCAUGGAAAGAUGUCCGUCCCAAAGGGAAAGAAAGGGACCAGCCACUGACCUCCAAAACCCCAAAGAACAAAAAGAUUGGCUUUCCUUCUCCCAUAAGAGGUGGACAUUCCACAUCACCUCAAGGUCUUAAAGACACUCAGUCUUUUGACAUGCUGGUGACCUGUGACCAUUGCAACAUUCUGCUGCCACUUCCAACCCUUCGGAAACAUGAGGUGAGAAGUGAUGCAUUGGACUUGGCCUCCUACCUGCAAAGGGCCAUACCUACACAGUCA